Molecule: messenger RNA, 1158 nt
Organism: Cokeromyces recurvatus
Lineage: Eukaryota; Fungi; Mucoromycota; Mucoromycetes; Mucorales; Mucoraceae
Product: ferrochelatase
Exons: 3
Coding region: 1-1158 (385 amino acids)
Biological process (GO): heme biosynthetic process
Molecular function (GO): protoporphyrin ferrochelatase activity
Source: RefSeq, a predicted model, not a curated record
AUGUAUAGUCUUUGCUUAAAAAGAUCUUUUGUAAAUUAUAAUAAAGCAUGUUCAUCUAUUUUACGUCAAUAUACAACUAUACCUAAUACUAAGAAACCGCCUACUGCAGUUUUAUUAACAAAUAUGGGUGGACCAGAAACAACAGGAGACGUGUAUAGUUUUCUUUAUAAUUUAUUUUCAGAUAGAGACCUUAUGCAACUUCCCUUUCAAAAAUAUACAUCCAAAUUUAUUGCAAAGACACGAACACCAAAGAUUAUUGAGCAAUAUAAGGCUAUUGGGGGAGGAUCCCCUAUCUUGGCUUGGACUCGUAAACAAGGUCAAGCAUUAGAAAAGAUCUUGGAUUCCAUCUCGCCAGAGACAGCGCCCCAUAAACAUUAUAUUGCCUUCCGUUAUGUUGAGCCUUAUACGAGUACAGCCCUUGAGGAAAUGCGACAGGAUGGUGUCAAGAGAGCAGUUGUCUUUACUCAAUAUCCUCAAUAUUCUUGUUCAACUACGGGGAGUAGUCUAAAUGAACUUUAUCGUUGUAUCUCAGAGUCGGGGAUGAAAAGGGAUGAUAUUCAUUGGAGUAUUAUCGAUCGUUGGCCAACACAUCCUGGAUUCAUUGAAGCCAUGGCUCAAAGGAUAGAGGCUAAAUUGGCUGAAUAUACACCAGAGGAUCGUCAGGAGGCGAUCAUCAUGUUCUCUGCGCAUUCGUUACCCAUGUCGGUCGUCAAUCAAGGGGAUCCUUAUCCUGCUGAAGUCGCGGCUACUGUCGAUCAUGUCAUGACACGACUCGGCCAUCAAUACCCUUAUCGUCUCUGUUGGCAAUCUCAAGUAGGCCCCAAGGCCUGGUUAGGUCCACAGACCGCGGAUGCCAUUCAUGGUUUUGCCAAGGCUGGUAAAAGGAAUAUCGUAGCUGUACCAAUUGCCUUUACAACCGAUCAUAUCGAAACAUUAUAUGAAUUGGAUCAUGAAUAUGGUCAGGAGGCCAAAGCAUUGGGUAUCACAGGCUGGAAACGUGUGGAUGCCCUAAAUGAUGAUCCUGUCUUUACUCGUGCUAUGGCAGAUAUCGUAAAGGAACAUUUGGACCGUCAAGAAAAGCAUAGUGUACAAUGGUCACUUCAAUGUCCUGAUUGUCAAUUUUCUUCUUGUCAUCAUACACGUCACUUUUUUCAUUAA